AUGCAGGGCGGCGCCACCCUCGGAGCCCGCGCUGCCUUCUGCUUCACAGCGAUGUGCAUCCUCGGGUGGAGCUGCGCGAUGUGCACCACGAACUGGGUGGCCAAAAAGAACGCGUACUACCGCCUCCAGGGCGGGCUCUUCCAGCUGGAGCUCAAGACAGGCUACAUCGGCGUGAUAGCGGGCUUCCUCAUCGACCCCGUCACCGCGGGAGGAAUGUCGUGGAUCAAUUCGCUCGUGGAGAAGAAGUACACCUAUGAGGAGUUCAGCGAGCACAUGUGCGCCCUGCCACAGGUCCCCAAGAUCACCGACAACGUGUGCAUGGUCUCGCAGUUCCUGAAGUUCUCGUCCUGGGGCCUGGUCGUCGCCGUCGUGCUCAGCUUCGUGGCCAUGGCCGCUGGCGCGUCCCUGCUGUACCGGUAUGUGUACGUGAAGCCGAAGGCUGUGCUGCGCACGUGGAUGCGAAUCGCGUAUGUGGCAGCGGCCGUUCUGCAGUUUGGCGGCCUCGCGCAGUACGUGUGGGCGGCCAGCCUGGUCAUCAACAUGUACCCGCGCACGGGCGGAGCGCAUCUGGGCCACAGCAUCGUCUACGGGGUCUCCGCCUCGCUGGGCACGGCGGCGGUCCUGUUUGUUCUGGUCGUCCUCGUGGGCAAGUCCACGGAGGAGGAUUUCAACGAGGCCGUCUCGGAGCAGAAGAAGUUGAUGCGCGAUGAUCCCGAGAUGUACGGCACCACCGCCAGCGCCGCGACCAACGCCCAAGCCGAGGGCGGUGCCUACGAGGGCGGAGCCUUCAACGCGGAGAACGCUUUCGGCGCGGCCGCCUACGCUGGGGACGCGUACGGCGGCGGCGCCUAUGGCGGCGGCGCCUACGGCGCCUACGGUGCCGCCAGCGCCUACGGCGGGUCUGGUGCCUACAGCAGCGCCGACCAGGGCGCCUACGGCGGUGCGCACGGCGACUUCGGCAUCCAGCAGGGCGGUUUCCAGCCGGGUUUUGCCCCAGUGCAGCAGGCGGGCUGGGCGAACCAGACCGCCAGCGUCUGA
Molecule: messenger RNA, 1038 nt
Organism: Prorocentrum cordatum
Lineage: Eukaryota; Dinophyceae; Prorocentrales; Prorocentraceae
Source: the annotation of a GenBank genome assembly